UGGGGUGAGUGUGCCGUCCUGCUGUGCUUUGUUAAAUCAGGUCAAUUCUCACGCCCCUCUCUUCCCAGCACCUCUGAGAUUUUCUGCUGGGCCUCUGCCCUGGAACUGGAGCCCCACAAUGAUAAAAGUCCAGGGUGUCCUCUGGAUUUUGCUGUUGCUGUGGCCAGAGUCAGAGACAGCCUCCUCCUUACCCCUGCUCAUGGACUCCAUCAUCCAGGCCCUUGCUGAGCUUGAGCAAAAGGUGCCGGUAACUGAGGCCAGUGGCACUGCCCCUGCACGGAUACUGUCAGCCAACCACUUCAGCCCCCACAAUUCUCUUCACCAGUACUUGCUGCGGAAGGUACCAAGCCACAACACGACAGAGUCAGAGCCCCACUCACUGAGCCCAGAACUUCAGGCUCUGAUGUCAGAGGUGGCCCAACAUGAUGUACAGGAUGGGCAGGAAUACGGAGUGGUGUUGGCACCUGAUGGCUCCACUGUAGCCGUGAAGCCUCUACUGAUUGGGCUAGAGGCUGGUUUGCAGGGGCACGACUGCUUGGCCACCCCUUGUGAUGCUGGAGACACCACGACAAACGUUGCAGCCAUCUGGCCAGGACUAAUGGACGCCUCCACAAAAGCCUCUUCUACAGAUGUUGGAGCCACUUCACCAAACGAAAAAGCCAAGACUCCCACCACUGUGGACAGACUCUUGGCAGUCAUCUUGGCUGGAGACUUGGGUCUGACAUUCCUCCACGGUUCCCAGACUCAGAGUUCUCCAGGACUGGGAACCGAGGGUUGCUGGGACCAGCUUUCUGACCCCAGGGUCUUCACACUGUUGGACCCCAAGGCAUCCAGGCUCACCAUGGCUUUCCUCAAUGGUGCCUUGGAUGGAGCUCUCCUUGGGGAUCACUUGAGCCGGGUUUCUAGGCCCCGGCCACCCCUCAGCCACCUGCUGAGAGAGUACUAUGGAGAUGGGGUGGCUGGCGAUCCAAAGUUCCGAAGUAACUUCCGAAGGCAGAACGGGGCUGCAUUGACUUCCGCUCCUACCCUGGCCCAGCAGGUAUGGGAGGCCCUUGUCCAGCUACAGAGACUGGAGCCAAAACAGCCACAGUUGCAGAACAUGACCCAAGAAGAGCUGGCUCAGGUGGCUACCCUUGCUACCAAGGAAUUCACUGAGACUUUCCUGGGAUGCCCAGCCAUUCUCCCUCGCUGCCGCUGGGGAGCCGCGCCCUACCGAGGCAACCCGACACCACUCCGGCUGCCACUCGGAUUCUUAUAUGUGCAUCACACAUACGUGCCAGCACCACCCUGCACCACCUUCCAGCGCUGUGCGGCUAACAUGCGCUCCAUGCAGCGUUUCCACCAGGACGUGCGUCACUGGGAUGACAUCGGCUACAGUUUCGUGGUAGGAUCCGACGGCUAUGUGUACGAGGGCCGUGGCUGGCACUGGGUGGGCGCACAUACGCGCGGCCACAACAGUCGCGGUUUCGGCGUCGCCUUCGUGGGCAACUAUACUGGAUCACUGCCCAGCGACGCAGCGCUGAAGACGGUUCGCGACGUGCUCCCGAGCUGCGCCAUUCGCUCAGGCCACUUGCUGCCAGACUACAAAGUGCUGGGCCACCGCCAGCUAGUGCACAGCGACUGCCCUGGGAAUGCACUCUUCAACCUGCUGCGCACCUGGCCUCACUUCACCGCGGCUGAAAACUAAAAACUCCUCUGAGGGAGCCUUGGAGAUCCAGGAAGCACUAUCCCUGAUGCUCCUUUGAGCAACCACAGACCUCCAAUAAAGGGACCACUGAAAGGAAGUCUCCAUGAGCAUUGUCUCACUUUGGCUUUACUCAAAAGUCAACUUGGAGACCAAAACCCAAGCCAAGUGUGUGGCUCAGUGCUAGAGAGUCUAGUUGACAAGAAACCUUUUGUUUCUUUUUUUCUUUUUCUUUUGGGUUUUUCGAGAUGGGAUCUUGUGUUCCUGGCUUUUCUGAAACUCACUCUGUAGGCUAAGCUGGCUUUGAACUCACAGAGAUCCCCCUGACACAGUCUUCUGAGUGCGGGGAUUAAAGGCGUGCACCAAUACUGCCCAGCCAAGGCUCUUGAUCCUGACUCCAGAAUGGCAAAAUAAAUAAAACUGGAUAUGGGAGCUCGCAUCCGUAAUCAUAGCAUUUGGUAGCUUGAGGAAGGAGGAUUGCUUUGAAGCUAUCAUAACAGUGAGUGCUACAGAGUUAGAAUAAAAAUGGAGGCAGUUUAUUUUAUGGCCUUGCAAAGUCAAAUGCCAACAAAAACAGCAAGCAUGUUUUGUUAGGGGGAAAACUGUCUCUUUUUUUAUGAUUCUAUUCAUUCUAGAUUCUAUUUCCCCUUUUUUCAGUGUACAGUCUUAGUCAUAAUGUAGCAAGCUGCCUGUAUCACCAAUCCCAAGAUAACCUUUGGUUUGAAAAGGUUAGCUCAAAGGUCAAACAAAAAGGCACAAGCUAUUAGGAAAAGGAACCCAAUGCCUCUUACUUACCUAAAACCAAAGCCCAUCUAAGGGACUUUUGUGUUGAAAAUGAACCACUGUAUUUUGUUUCCCACCAAGGUUCUAACCUCUACCACGGAAUCAAGAAAACAAAAACAAAUAAAUGAAUUUUAGUAUAAAAUGAUGAAUUGGAGGCAACCCUAGAACUUCCUGUUGGGGGAUGAGAAAGUGAAGCCUGGAGGAAAAGUAACCAGAGAAAGCAGUGUUUAAAAAAAAAAAAGGUUUCUGGGGGCUGGAGAGAUGGCUCAGCCAUUAAAAGCACUGGUUGCUUUUCCAGAGGUACUAAGUUCAAUUCCCAGCUAC
Messenger RNA from Microtus oregoni (creeping vole), 2791 nucleotides. It is a transcript of the gene Pglyrp2, whose product is annotated as peptidoglycan recognition protein 2. Gene Ontology annotation, biological process: peptidoglycan catabolic process; defense response to Gram-positive bacterium; detection of bacterium. The record is from RefSeq and is a predicted model, not a curated record. The coding region runs from base 119 to 1687 and encodes 522 amino acids. Gene Ontology annotation, molecular function: peptidoglycan immune receptor activity; N-acetylmuramoyl-L-alanine amidase activity; zinc ion binding. The transcript is spliced from 5 exons. Lineage: Eukaryota; Metazoa; Chordata; Mammalia; Rodentia; Cricetidae.